Musa acuminata subsp. malaccensis (wild Malaysian banana) is the source of this 1637-nucleotide messenger RNA. RefSeq names its product amino acid transporter AVT3B. Gene Ontology annotation, biological process: amino acid transmembrane transport. Gene Ontology annotation, molecular function: L-amino acid transmembrane transporter activity. The record is from RefSeq and is a predicted model, not a curated record. Gene Ontology annotation, cellular component: vacuolar membrane. Lineage: Eukaryota; Viridiplantae; Streptophyta; Magnoliopsida; Zingiberales; Musaceae.
CCUCAGUUCCUCUUUCUCGAUUAAUCUUCCUAUUCUCUUUGAUCGAUUGGUAGACAGAUUCCAUGAGGUUUAGCAGCGAGGCGACCUCCUCCGGCUGCGGCUUGGACGCGAACGCGCCGCUCCUCCCGUCGGUUGCUGGGAGCGACUACCACGGGCGGCGGCUGUCGUCGCAGCCCAAGACGUUCGCGAACGUGUUCAUCGCGAUCGUAGGCGCCGGCGUGCUGGGGCUCCCCUACGCCUUCCGGCGCACCGGAUGGGCCGCCGGCGCCAUUCUCCUCCUUGCCGUCGCCGCCCUCAGCUUCCAUUGCAUGAUGCUCCUCGUCCGCACCCGCCGCCAACUAAAUCUCGAGCAUUCCGCCAAGAUCGCCUCUUUCGGCGACCUCGGCCUUGCCGUUGCCGGUCCCCUCGGCCGUCUCGCCGUCGACGCCAUGAUCGUCCUCAGCCAGGCUGGUUUCUGCAUCGGCUACCUCAUCUUCAUCUCCAACUCCUUCACCCACCUCCUCCCCGCCUCCCUCACCUUCCUCCCCUUCCUCUCCUCCAAUGCCAUCUACGUGCUCACCAUGCUUCCUUUCCAGCUUGGCCUCAACUCGAUACAGACCCUCACCCUCCUCGCCCCGCUCAGCAUCUUCGCCGACGUUGUCGACAUUGGCGCUAUGGGCGUCGUCAUCGCCGAGGACGUCUCCAUCAUGCUGUCCAGCCCCCCGCCGCUCAACGCCUUCUCCGGUCCCUCCGUCCUCCUCUACGGCAUCGGGGUCGCCGUCUACGCCUUCGAAGGCGUCGGCAUGGUCAUCCCUCUGGAGGCCGAGGCCGCCGACAAGCCCAAGUUCGGGCGCACCCUUGGCCUCUCCAUGGCCUUCAUCGCGCUCCUGUACGGUCUCUUCGGCGUGCUCGGCUACGCAGCCUUCGGCGAGGAGACCCGGGAUAUCAUCACCACCAACCUCGGCGUCGGCGCUCUUAGCUUGCUUAUCCAGCUGGGCCUCUGCAUCAACCUCUUCUUCACGUUCCCAGUAAUGAUGAAUCCGGUGUUCGAGGUGGCAGAGCGGUGGGUGUGCGGGAAACGGUACUGUUGGUGGCUGCGGUGGGCCGUGGUGGUGGCGGUGAGCCUGGUGGCCACGCUGGUGCCCAACUUCGCCGACUUCCUGUCGCUGGUGGGCAGCAGCGUGUGCGUCGUGUUGGGGUUCGUGCUUCCGGCGUUGUUCCACCUCAAGGUUUUCGGCUCUGAGCUCGGAUGGGCUGGCGCAACCGUAGACAUCGCCAUCCUCAUCAUCGGCUUGACGCUGGCCAUCUCCGGCACUUGGUCUUCUCUCAUGACCAUCUUCAACUCCGUGCAGCUAGAUAGGGUGCUUAUUAGAAAUGGAUCUAUCGGAAUGUAAGGCAGGGGAAUGGCUCUCAGCUUCUCUAGUAUUAAUUGACGAGAAGAGCGAGAGGGAUUAGAAUCAUCCCAAUUCUUUUAUAGAAUCCAGUUGUUGCUUCUCAGUCUGAAUAAAUUUGUAUUCAAACUUGUCAUAAGAUGCAUUAUAUACGAAUUGGUAAUGUUGAUGUGCAAAAUGAUGCUUCUAAUGUUACGCAAGAUAAAAGGUAAUGUCUGCAUAAGGCAUUAUUUAUCGUUGUAUGCAUCUUCUAUUUUAUCUGCUAAU